This is a messenger RNA of Penicillium canescens, 8124 nucleotides long. RefSeq lists its product as uncharacterized. NCBI's taxonomy places the organism in Eukaryota, Fungi, Ascomycota, Eurotiomycetes, Eurotiales, Aspergillaceae. The transcript has a single exon. Gene Ontology annotation, molecular function: 3-oxoacyl-[acyl-carrier-protein] synthase activity; phosphopantetheine binding. Gene Ontology annotation, biological process: fatty acid biosynthetic process. The record is from RefSeq and is a predicted model, not a curated record. Bases 1 to 8124 code for a protein of 2707 amino acids.
AUGACUACAUCUUCUAUUCCCUCUUCUGUGGGGGAUGCACAGAAGGCGACGACCUUCGUGUUUGGGGGUCACAUCGGCACACAGAGCAAAAGGUCACUGAAAAAGCCAGUAAAGCAACUCCUCAGCGGACCCAACGCCAAAUGGAUAUUGGAGGCCGUGGCUGGGCUGCCGCAAUACUGGGCAGCCGUGGUGGAAAAGAUCCCCGAGGCCGGCACAGUAGCGGGUGCGGAGCAGUUGAGCGACUUCGACUCAUGGCUGCGAAACGGCAUCUCAGCGGGCGACCUGAUCGCGCCCGAGGCAGAGCUACCCAGCGUCGCUAUUGGGCCGCUGAUGGUAGCUAUCCAACUGGACCAGUACUGGCGGUAUCUGGAGUUUCGGUUGGGUGAUGUUGCUGUUGAAGAUCCUCAAGCAGAACUCGUUCGACAACAGCAACAACAGAACACCACCCCGGUGGAAACGCUGGGCUUCUGCGCCGGCCUGAUUGCCGCGGUAGCGGUGGCGAGCUCACACGACGUGGACGAGUUUCAAAAAUACGGCGCGGUGGCGGUGCGCCUCGGCUUGUUGAUGGCAGCGGUGGUGGAUGCGCGAGAGGCCCGGGACACGGCCAAGGGCAAGGGCGGGUCGGUGUCGUUUGCGACGGCGUGGCGCAGUGGCAGCAAGCAAGGCGAUGACAUGACAAGAAUUGUGUCUUCGCUAACGCCGGACGCUUAUAUAUCGGUUCUGUUUGACGAGGCGCGAGCGACAGUGACGACAUCAGAGCGCCUGGCGCCGACGCUAGUACGGAAACUGCGAGCCGCGGGCGUGAAGGCCGUCCCGUUAGGGUUUAAGGGCUAUCUACACGCGCCAGGGGCGGAGCGGAAGCGGGACGCGGAUGCGCUGAUCGAACUAUGCCACUCGACAUCGUAUGGUGGCCAGCUACAGUUUCCGGCUACAGCGGCCCAGUUGGCCCUGCCGACAUACAGCAACUCGGCGGACGGAGCCCAUGUCUCGGCCGAUGAGACAGAUCUCACCGCAAUGUUGCUGCGGGCGAUCUUGACGCAGCAGUUCAACUGGGCCGGGACGGUGUCGAAGCUGCUAUCAGUGUCAGCGUCAACUCAGAAGGAGGUGUCACUAGUGGCCUUUGGACUAGACCAGUGCAUUCCACCGACAAUUACGCGGCGGUAUGGGCCAAAGGAAACAUCCUUCGAGGAGCUGGAACCCCAUAUUGAAAGCCGGAGGAUUCAAAGGGCGUCGAUGACUGCAGCCACGGCUACCCCAACGGUCAACGGCACUAGCACCGGGGUUUCAACAACCAUAUCAGCAGCUUCGCCUAUGUCAGAACGAGAAAAAGACACUGAGGAGGCCAUUGCCAUUGUGGGCAUGUCUAUCAACGUGUCCGGUGCCGAGGAUCUGGAGGAGUUCGCGGCGAUGCUGAAAACGGGCAAAUCGCAGCAUGAAGUGAUCACGCGGGAGCGGAUGAUGCACGACAUGCUGUUCCGGGAUGCAGCAGACGCGGAUGGGAAGAAGUACUAUGGCAACUUCGUGCGCGACGCGGAUGCCUUCGACCACAAAUUCUUCAAGCGUAGCCCACGCGAGUCACAGGCCAUGGACCCUCAGUGCCGGCUGUCGCUGCAGGCGGCAUACCAGGCAGUCGAGCAGUCAGGAUACUUCACGGAACCCAAAACAGACAAAGAAGAACACAUUGGCUGCUACCUAGGCGUAUGCGGCGUCGACUACGAGCAAAAUAUAGCCUCACAUGCGCCGAGCGCGUUCACGGCGACAGGCGGACUACGCAGUUUUAUUACCGGUCGUAUCGCGCACUUUUUCGGGUGGACAGGCCCGGCGAUGACGUUCGAUACAGCUUGCUCGUCGUCGACGGUAGCGAUGCACACUGCCUGCCGUAACAUCCUGUCCGGCGAGGCAAGUGCUGCGCUAGUCGGCGGCGUCAACGUCAUGACCAACCUGCAAUGGAUACAGAACCUAAGCGCCGGCAGCUUCUUGAGCCCGACGGGGCAGUGUAAGCCAUUUGACGGCGACGCCGACGGCUACUGUCGGGCGGAGGGCGUCGCUUUCGUCUUUCUCAAGAAGCUAUCAGAUGCCCAGGCCGCCGGUAACACGGUGCUGGGAACGAUCCGGGCAACGGCAGUUUACCAGAACCUCAACAUCACGCCGCUGUUCGUGCCCAACGUGCCGUCGCUGUCGCAGCUGUUCAAGGACGUGAUCAAGAAGGCCGGCAUCGACCCGGCUGAGAUCUCCGUGGUCGAAGCCCACGGCACCGGCACGCCAGUCGGUGACCCAGCCGAGUACGAGAGCGUCAAGCUGGCGGUGGCCAGCCCGCUACGUGAAACCGCCGUGGCCAUUGGCUCAGUGAAAGGCCAUGUCGGCCACACAGAGGGCGCAUCCGGGGUGAUCGCACUGGUGAAAUUACUCAUGAUGAUGCGCGACAACUUCAUCCCACCACAGGCCAGCUUCAAGCGCAUGAACCCACACAUCCACGCGUCGCCGACCGAUAUGGUAGAGGUGGUGACGGCGCUACGACCGUGGCCGGCUGACCGCAAGGUCGCCCUGCUCAACAAUUACGGCGCCUGCGGGUCUAACGCCAGUCUCGUCUUGGCCUACUCAGCGCACAAGCCGACCCCGAACAACCGCUUGCUAGCUGAGGCAACGGCCCGCCAGCCCUUCUGGAUCACCGGAUUCGACGCACGCAGCAUCGCCGUCUAUAGCAAGGCACUAGCUCUGUACCUACGCACCCACACAGGAGGCCAAAAGGCAACCCUGGCCGAUGUGGCGUUCAACUUGGCCCGGCAAUCGAACCCCGGUCUACCGCAGGGAUUGGUCUUCAGCUGCCGGUCACUAGAGGAGCUGCAGGAAAAGCUUACCCUCGCUGCCGUGGCUACUAAAGAAACAGCCGCCGCCAGCGGUAUCGCAGUCGUCAAAGCGGAGCGGCCGGUCGUUCUAUGCUUCGGCGGCCAGAAUUCCACGUUUGUCGGGCUGGAGCGCGCACUCUACGAUGGCGUCGCCGUUUUGCAACAGCACCUAGACGCGUGCGAUGCGGCCGUCACGGCGGCUGGCUUGUCUAGCAUCUUCCCUGCCAUCUUCUCGCGCAAGCCCAUCCGCGACAUCGUCCAGCUGCAGACUGCCCUGUUCGCCAUGCAGUACGCCAGUGCCCGGGCGUGGAUAGACUGCGGGCUGGCCUCGAAGGUCGUGUCAGUCGUGGGCCACAGCUUCGGCGAAAUCACGGCCCUCUGUGUAGCAGGCGUGCUGAGCCUCAGCGACACCGUCCGACUUGUCGCUGGCCGGGCGAGGUUGGUGCGCGACGCCUGGGGGCCGGACUCUGGAGCCAUGAUGGCGGUAGAGGCGGAUGAGGCACUCGUGCAUGAUCUACUCAAAGCGGCUAAUAUCACCAGUGACGGCUCCGCCAGCAUCGCCUGCUACAAUGGCCCUCGUAGCUUCACGCUAGCCGGGACAACCCAGGCCAUCGACGCAGUUGCUGCAACUCUCGCUGGCAAUAGCAAGUUUGCCGGAGCUGGUAUCAAGAGCAAGCGACUCAAUGUCACCAACGCCUUCCACUCAGUGCUGGUAGAGCAGCUCGUUGGUGAACUCGGAAACGUCGGCCGGGGCCUGACCUUCCACAGCGCCGAGAUCCCGGUCGAACGAGCUACUGAGCACGAUUCAACAGAACCGCUAGACUGGAGCUUUGUGCCGUCGCACAUGCGCCAGCCUGUUUUCUUCAACCACGCUGUACAGCGGCUAGCCAAGAAACACCCGCAGGCUAUAUUCCUGGAGGCUGGAUCUAACUCAACGAUCACAGUGAUGGCGAGCCGUGCGUUGGCCCAAGUCACUUCUGCCAGCCCUGACAUGCUCGCUUUCCAGGCUGUGUCCAUCACCAACACCGAAAAGGGCCUUGACGGACUCACAGAUGCCACCGUUGCGCUAUGGAAGCAGGGCCUGCGCGUGUCCUUCUGGCCUCACCACCCUUCCCAGGCACGUGAGUACGUGCAGCUGCUGCUACCACCGUACCAGUUCGAGAAGUCACGCCACUGGCUGGAUGUGAAGUCGCCGACGGAGGUUGUCAGCAAGGCAGCCCAGGCCAUGAUUGAAGCAGGAGGUUAUACCGUCGGAGGUGCCUCUGUCACUCAAGUGGAAGACCCCCGUUCCCUCCCUCUCUGGACAUUCAUCGGCUACCCAGAGGCCAAAAAGAAUAAGAAGCUUGCCCGCUUCCGCAUCAACACUGCCUCGGACCCGUACCAGCGCCUAUUUUCAUCCCAUGUCAUCGCCCAGACAGCACCCAUCUGCCCGGCGACACUCGAGAUCGACAUGGCCAUCGAGGCUCUCUUCAGCCUCAAUCUAGACUGGCGACCAGCUGGUUAUUCGCCUACGGUGCACAAUCUCAUCAGCCACGCACCGGUGUGUGCCGACUCGACGCGUGUUUUCUACAUGGACCUAUCGCCGCUAGACAAGGCCGAGAUGAAGUGGCACUUGAGCCUACACAGUGUGGCCAGCAACGGCGACUCCCAGGUCCAUGCCGAGGCCACGAUACGCAUGCGUGCACCGACCGACACCUCGUUUUUACAACAGUUCAGCCAUUACGAGCGUCUGGUCAACCACGCGCAGUGUCAGUCUCUUCUUAAGCUAGAUCUCGACAACGACGGCGUCGAGAUGCUACACGGCCGCAACGUGUACCGCGCCUUCAGCGAGAUUGUCGAUUUCGGGCCGGUCUACCGCGGCGUGAAAUACAUCGUCGGCCGCCCCGGCGAGAGCGCUGGUGUUAUUCAUAAACGCCACGAGGGCCACACUUGGCUCGACGUGCCUAUGGGCGACUCCUUUGGCCAGGUCGCCGGUAUCUAUGUGAAUCUGCUGACCGACGACCUGCCGCCGGGCGAGAUGUUCAUUGCCACCAGCUGCGAGCUCCUAAUGCGAUCGCCAAAGGCACUCCCAGAGAUUUCUGGUAAAGAGAACGGCCCCGGUAUCUGGCACGUCCUUGCGCGCCAUACGCGCCAGUCUGACAAGGCCUACAUAAGCGACGUUUUUGUCUUUGACGCCGCCACAGGCGCGUUGAACGACGUCAUGCUUGGUCUGCAGUAUGCGCGCGUGCCCAAAGCGUCCAUGAGUAAGAUUCUCACACGCUUCACGACAGACCAGAAGUUCCUUAGAAAUCCGGCGGUGGCACCGUCUGUUCCGGCUGCUGCUGCUCCUGCUGCUGCUCCCCCAGUUGCAGUUGCUGCUGCUCUCGAGGCCGUCAAAACUAGUGCUAAAGUAAAGAAAGAAAAGAAGAAGACUCCAGACAUCACCCAAGACGUGUGUAACCUAGUCGCUAAUGUCUCCGGUGUCGACCCCAGCGACAUGACACUCGACAGCGAGAUGGCCGACCUAGGCAUUGACUCGCUGAUGGGCAUGGAGCUGGCCCGCGAGGUCGAGAACACGUUCAAAUUCACCCUCGACCACGGCGAGAUGAUGGAGGCAACCAGUCUGCGCCAGUUUGUCGCCUGCGUCGCAAAUGGGCUGAGCAAGAUGGGGGUAGAUGCCGGGGGAGACGCCGUCGAUCAAAAUUCAGAUGACAGCGACAGCGACUCCGCCGCAGAACUCAUUACGCCGCCAGAUGAGAACGACGACACUGCCUCCGAUAUCACCACCCCAGACCCAGAAGAGGCUUCUGCUCUCGCUAAGCCCGUCUCGCUACCAGUCGGUCCAGUCACCAGUAAUCUGACCCUCUCCCACUCCGACAUCCUCGAGUGCUUCGGCCAGGUCAAGCUAACGACUGACGAUAAGAUCCGCGAGUUUGGGCUUGACAGCAUCGCCCGCGUCAGCCUUGCCGGCAGCAGCAAACUCUGCACAGCCCUAGUCGUCGAGGCCUUUGACCAGCUCGGGUCGCCGCUGCGAACAGCCGCAUCGGGGCAGCUGCUAGACCGAGUUGCAUUCUUGCCACAGCACGGCCGCAUGAUGGAGUUUGUCUACGGCUUCCUCGAGCGUGAGGCGCGCCUAAUUGAUAUCGAUACAGUGACGGGCCAAAUUACGCGCACGCACAUAGCUGUGCCGCGCAAGAACAGCGCUACCCUGCUCGAGGAGAUGGUCGCUGCGCACCCGGAGUCCGCCAUCCCCGACCGCCUGGCCUACUACGCCGGCAAGAACCUGGCCGGUGUGCUCAGUGGCACCACAGACGGUAUCCGCGUUAUCUUCGGCAGCGCCGAGGGCCGCCAGCUUGUCCAGGCCAUGUACUGCGACUAUGGCUUCAACCGCAUGCACUACCAGCAGAUGGCUGAUGUUAUCACUCAAUUAUCCAGGCGUGUGACUCAGCCCGGCGAGACCCUGAAAGUUCUUGAAAUGGGUGGCGGUACUGGGGGUACGACGAAUGUGAUGGCUCCGGUGCUGGCGUCCCUGGGUAUCCCUGUUGAGUAUACCUUCACCGACCUGUCGCCAUCCAUGGUAGCCAACGCGCGCCGCAAGUUCGCCAAGCAGUACCCGUUUAUGCGCUUUGCUGUGCAUGAUAUCGAGAAGACACCGGCUGCGGAGCUCCUGGGACAGCAUCUUGUUCUGGCCAGCAACGCCAUCCACGCCACCCACGACUUGGUUGUGUCGACCCAAAACGUACACCUGGCCCUCCGCCCUGACGGCUUCCUUAUGAUCCUCGAGAUGACUGAGUGCGUGCCGUCUAUGGAUAUUGUGUUCGGCUUGCUCGAAGGCUGGUGGCUCUUUGACGACGGCCGCACCCACGCUGUCGUGCCCACUGAAGACUGGGAGCGCGCUCUGCACGCCGCCGGCUUCGGCCAUGUCGACUGGACUGACGGCAACCGACCCGAGAACGCCUUCCAGAAGGUUAUUAUUGCCCUGGCCUCUGGAGAGCGGAAAGCUCGUCUCCCGGCGUCUGUGGCGUCUGUGGAGGAAACCAGGGUGAUUGAUAGAGGCGACGUAGCCGCCCGCGAGGCCGAUGCUGAACAACUCGUGGACUCCUACACGUCCGGCUGGGCCACGCCGGCUCUCGAUUCCGCAGCCAUCGACGUCUCUACUACUUCUACUCCUGCUGUGGUCAUCGUCACAGGCGCCACCGGCAGCCUGGGUGCCCACCUUGUGCAGACCCUCGCCAAGCGCCCCGAUGUCGCCACUGUCGUCUGCAUGAACCGCCAUUCCAGCGUCCCAGUCCAUCAGCGCCAAGCCGAGGCCUUUUUGUCAAGAGGCAUUGCUCUGUCACCCACCGAGCAGGAAAAGCUGCGCGUCUACGAGACCGACACUUCCAAGCCGCAGCUCGGCCUGCCGACUCAAGAAUACGUCUGGCUGGUCUCGCAUGCCACCCACAUUGUGCACAACGCCUGGCCCAUGAGCGGCACAAGGCCCCUCAAGGGCUUCGAACCACAGCUGCAGACCAUGCGCAACUUGCUUGACCUAGCGCGGGAGAUAGCUCUAGGAAAGCCAAAGACGCGCGUCGGCUUCCAGUUUGUGUCCUCGAUCGGUGUGGUCGGUUACGCGGAUACGUCCGCCGGACCGCGAAUCAAGGAAGACCGUGUUCCGAUGGCUGCCGUCAUGCCCGGCGGCUACCCCGAGGGCAAGUGGGUGCACGAGCGCAUGCUCGACGAGACACUGCACUGCUACCCGCACCUAUUCCGCGCGACCGUCACGCGCCCAGGCCAGAUCGCCGGCUCCAGUCGCAGCGGCUUCUGGAACCCAGUCGAGCACUUUGCCUUCUUGGUUAAGAGUGCGCAAGUUUUGCGCGUGUGGCCCGAUCUGCAUGGUACCCUGCAGUGGCUGCCUGUCGACCGUAGCGCUAGUGUCAUGGUGGAUUUGCUGAAACUGGAAAAUGACAGUGAUGCAGCUUACCCCGUUUACCAUAUUGACAACCCGGUCGGUCAGCCGUGGGAGGACAUGUCACCGGUGCUGGCGUCGGCCCUCGACAUCCCUCCUCAAAACAUCAUCCCCUACGCUGACUGGAUUAUGCGCGUGCGCCGCUCGCCACUGUCCGCCGACGAGAACCCAGCUGCCCGUCUAAUUGACUUCCUCGACGGCCAUUUUGAGCGCAUGUCCUGCGGUGGCAUCAUCCUCGACACCCAGAAAGCGAAAGAGCACUCGGCCACCAUGGCUGCUGAAGGGCCCGUGAAUGCCGAUAUCGCGCGGGCCUAUGUGGCAUCUUGGAAGGCCAUGGGAUAUCUGAAAUAG